AUGGUUAUACGUACUGCCGCAAGGUCAAUUCGUAGGCCGUCAGACGUAAUAGAACGGGUUCAUGCCGAUUCUCAUCCCAAGCUGCUGGCGUCCAGGGGUUCUCUCGGGCCGGGGCCGGGGCCGUGGCUGGCGGUCAUGCGGCGGGCACUCUUGGUCCUGUUGGCCUACGCACAGUGCAUCCUCAAGAGCAUCAAGGGCAAGCCCCUUUUCCACUUCAUCGACCUCGAGAUCAAGGAGUACUGGGACUACCUCGUCUUAUGGAUGGCCACCUUCCUGUCCAUCCGGCUGCAGCCCACCUUCCGCGACUGGGUCGUCGAGUUUAUCGAGCUCAUGCGCGGCAUCAAGCGGCCGGCCACGGGCUCCGACCCGACCGCCACGCCGCGCCUCACCCAACUCCCCCUCCGCAACACCGCCGCCGGCCUGGCCGAGGACGCCACAGGGCAAAUAAUCCUCGGCAAAGCCUUCGAGAAGCCGGGUCUAUAUCGAGACGGUGGGUUCGCAAGGGGUGGAUGA
Thermothelomyces thermophilus ATCC 42464 is the source of this 513-nucleotide messenger RNA. RefSeq lists its product as uncharacterized. The transcript has 4 exons. Bases 1 to 513 code for a protein of 170 amino acids. Gene Ontology annotation, cellular component: nucleus. Gene Ontology annotation, biological process: DNA replication. The record is from RefSeq and is a predicted model, not a curated record. Lineage: Eukaryota; Fungi; Ascomycota; Sordariomycetes; Sordariales; Chaetomiaceae. Gene Ontology annotation, molecular function: DNA-directed DNA polymerase activity; zinc ion binding.